CGCCCCCGACCGGGGCUCGGGCGGUCGGUGCGCGGAGCAGUACCCGCCUCCCCGAGCAGGUAGAAGAUGACAGAAUACUCGAGGAAGUCCUUCAAAGACAGCCUGAGAGACAUAAAACAGCGUAUGAAAGAGAAAAGAAAUCAGAAAUGGGCAAAGCUGGGUAAAACUACCCAGUUCUCCACCGUAAAGGCCAAAAGAGCAACCAACAGCUCCUCCAAAAUGAAGAUCAUUCAAGCAAACAACAGAGAUCUAGCUCUGUCUUUGCAAGAAGAAAAGCUCAAACUGAGGGAAGCUGAAGCUACCAUUCUUCAGUUAAGGAAAGAUUAUCACAAUUUGAAGGCUCAGAUGGCUGACUUGCAGAGAAAUCACAGGUUCCAGCAAGAACAAGGACUUGUGGAGAAUCAACUGUCAGCCUUGAAUGAGAUAAUUUCCAAAGUCUCACAGAAUUUACUGGACUCAAUUGAUCUCCUUGGCCCAGCAAAGAAUUUGUGUUCCAUAGACAUAAAUCAAAGAGUGCUUUGUUCAGGUCCUGGAAACAGUUGCAGCAUCACAGAUUCAAGAGGGCCUCUGCAGUGUGCUCAGGGAGAUGAUCCUAUACUUCCAAGUAGGACAGAAGACUGGAGUGGUAGAAAUUCUUGGUCAAAUAUGUGUGUGGAAUCUGAAAUAAUUCCAAACAAAGAGGAGUGUGCUACAGAAAAUGUAAAUGCAGCUAUUUCUCACUUGAAUGAAGGCAAGGUAGAUUCAGAGCAGGUGUUGAGACCGAGAAAGUCUGAAACUGCACAGUUCAACUUAAAACAUAAUUUUGUUUUUAAACAACCUGAGUGUAAAAGCAGAGAAAACUCUCAAGGAAGGAAAAAGAAGCGCCAGAAGGGAGUACUGAAACAGCCUAAAAAUACUUCCAAAAAAGGACCAGGAAAAAAGGAUAAAGAGGCUUCCAAAAAAAAGCUGAAUUUCUUGGGCGGCAUCAGUGAUGCUUAUGACUUCCAUUUGGAAGAGAGCGUCCAUGUUACACCUUUUCGACAAAACAAGGUGAAUGACAGAGAUACUGCUGUGGAUGACACACAAGGCUCAGAUAAAACUGAUUCCAUUGAGUUGAGCGAUACUGAAGAUGAUUUAGACGACAGUCUCUAUGAGCCUUACAAGAGUAAAUCGAAGAAAACGCGAAGUUCAGUAGACGAUGAUGCUACAUCACCAAUCUGUCCAAGGCCAAGGUCUAAAAGAUGUUGGGCACAGCGCGAGCAGAAACUCUGUCAUGAAGAAGAGACUGAAAACAACAAAUCAAGUGACAAGUCUAUUAAGCAGCCUUCUGAGCCACCUCGUGGGCAUCUCUGUGAUGUUACCAAUACCACUGCAUUGCUCCCCAGCACUGGGGAUCCAGCACCCGUCCCAGAAGGGGAAGGACCACGGUCUCCAAAACGCAAGCGAAGCUGUACUGUUAUCGUGAGCUAUAAAGAACCAAGUAUUGCAGGGAAGCUCAGGAGAGGCGAUCCAUUUACAGAUACAAAGUUCCUGACAUCUCCAGUUUUCAAAAUGAAGAAAAGAUGUUAAAUGAUGUUCUUCUAAGAAUGAAUCUCUGAAAAAAGACCGUGAGAAAUUGGUUACCUGUCAUUGAGAUUUUCAGCAAAACCAUGGUCAUGCCAUGAAGAAAGGAAAUCUUAAAUCCAAAUUGCUGUUGCACAAUACCUUAUUUAAGUAUGUGAAUAUUUGUGUUUCUAAUAUUAAGGGUAUCAGAUUGAUCUGGUGACUUGUUUUUAAUGAUAUGGACUGAUUAGUUUUAUAACUGAAAUUAUUACAUUCAAGCUCCUUUUGACUGGAUCCGGGAGUAUAUGAAAAAUCUGAUGGAUAAGACACUGAAUGUCAUUUUAUGACCUGUAGUCAGUAAGGUUGAACUUUAGGCACUUGAGAUGUUUUGGGCAGGGAGUCUUUUUAAUAACAGUUUUUGUACAGAUGUUUUCCAUGUAGUGGUUGUAGUUUCAUAUUCAAUCUCAUAAUAAACGUCUUAGUGUUUGGAAGCA
Molecule: messenger RNA, 2015 nt
Organism: Empidonax traillii (willow flycatcher)
Lineage: Eukaryota; Metazoa; Chordata; Aves; Passeriformes; Tyrannidae
Gene: SGO1
Product: shugoshin 1
Exons: 9
Coding region: 67-1548 (493 amino acids)
Biological process (GO): meiotic chromosome segregation
Cellular component (GO): nucleus; chromosome, centromeric region
Source: RefSeq, a predicted model, not a curated record